AUUAUCACCCACGUUUAUUCUAGUACCCACCUUCUCCUCUAGCCACGUGUCCCUCUCACCCCCUAUAUAUUCCCUUCUCCCUCCUGUGUUCUAGGUUUCAAUUUUCAAAGCGCCUCCAAUACACUUCACAUCCUUACGUAUAUCAGAGCUAUUCAAAACUGUUGCAAAAAGAAAAUGGGAGCAGUGGAAUUGCGAUUGCCCGCCGGAUUUCGAUUUCACCCGACUGAUGAAGAGCUUGUGACGCACUAUUUAUGUCGAAAAUGCGCGUCACAGCCUAUUGCUGUUCCUAUUAUAGCUGAAAUUGACUUGUACAAGUUCAAUCCAUGGGAUCUUCCUGAUUUGGCGUUGUAUGGGGAGAAAGAGUGGUAUUUCUUUUCACCGCGAGAUCGGAAGUAUCCGAAUGGUUCACGGCCGAAUCGAGCUGCCGGAAAUGGGUACUGGAAGGCGACGGGUGCCGAUAAGGCAAUUGGUCGUCCAAAGCCAAUGGGAAUUAAGAAAGCUUUGGUAUUUUACGCAGGGAAAGCUCCCAAAGGAGAAAAAACCAAUUGGAUUAUGCACGAGUAUCGGCUUGCUCACGUUGAUCGAUCUGCUCGUAACAAGAACAAUAGCUUAAGGCUGGAUGAUUGGGUAUUAUGCCGAAUAUACAAUAAGAAGAGUACAAUUGAGAAGAGCCAAUUGAAUAGUCGAAAAAUGAAUGUUGCAAUGUCACCCGUGGAUAUUAAACCAAAAAUUAUGGCAUUUCCGGUAUCGACAAGGCCAUCGGUGACGUCUCAGCAAGUUAACAAUGACUUCAUCUACUUCGAUUCAUCGGAUUCUCUCCCAAAACUUCAUACUGAUUCCAGCUGCUCCGAGCACGUGCUUUCACCGGAGUUCACGUGCGAGAGGGAAGUUCAGAGUGAGCCGAAAGUGAGUGAGUGGGAGAAAAACGCCCUUGAUUUUCCUUUUAAUUACAGUGAUGAUGCCACGACGACGAUGGGGGAGUUGGAGAGCUGUUAUGAGAUGUCGCCGCUUCAAGAUAUAUUCAUGUAUCUACAAAAGCCAUUUUGAAUUUUGAUGAGAAAGAGUGGGUUGGUCCCUCUCAUUCAUAUGUCCUGUCGCACGUGCAAAAGAGACUGACGUCAAUGACUUGGCACGUGCUGAUGUUUUUGAAGUAGCAGUAUCUUUUGCUUUCACAUUGGCAAUUUCUUUACUGGAAAGAACAACAACAAAUUGGCGUUCAUACUGCUCCAAGUAGUUACUAGUAGUUAGUAGUGGGACGAAAAUGGUAGCGGUAAAGAAGUUUUGGAUGAUACAGCCAGUUUUGUCAGUGUAGAAACUAGUAAGUGUGGUCUCAUUGACUAACCGAGACUGGAGUAGCUACAUAGUGUUCCUUUCCAGGGUAAACUAAAUUUCUGUCCAGGGCAAACUACAACAGUUUACAGCUUUAGAUCGGGUGCAAUAUAAAAUUUCAACACAAUUAUUUUGUUGUGUAUCUCAAAUAAUCAGUUGAGAUUGUAUAUCCGUACACGCCCUAUACAAGAAAAAAGAAUGGUACAUUCUUUUUUUUCUAUUAAGCGUCCUUAGGAUAUUCAUCUUCAAAUAUGUGUUGUUUUUUAUUUUUUUAUUGUUUAAUGGUCAAAUAUGUUCAGUCGGAUCUCACUAUGUAGGAAUAAACUAGUAUAAACUGGUAUGUUGUAAUCUUCAAA
This is a messenger RNA of Capsicum annuum, 1685 nucleotides long. RefSeq names its product NAC domain-containing protein 2. Lineage: Eukaryota; Viridiplantae; Streptophyta; Magnoliopsida; Solanales; Solanaceae. Gene Ontology annotation, molecular function: DNA binding. The transcript is spliced from 3 exons. Bases 175 to 1047 code for a protein of 290 amino acids. The record is from RefSeq and is a predicted model, not a curated record. Gene Ontology annotation, biological process: regulation of DNA-templated transcription.